AUGUUUCAACAUAAUGAAUCAAUAAUUGAUCGAAAAACUUGUUCAUUAAAUAUGGAAACAAUAAAUAAUCAAUUAUUUAAUAACAAUAAUCGUAAUUAUACAAGUUCUUCAAUGAGAAUAGAUAAAUCAGAUAAAUUACCAUCUAUUAAUGAUUGUAAAUUAUCAAUACCUAAAUUAUAUAAAGCUAAAAUUACACCAGAUUGGAUUGUUACUAUAUGCUCAGAAAUAUGGACAAGAUUAUUAUCAUCAUCAUCAUCCUCAUCAUCAUCCUCAUCAUCAUUUAUAUUAGAUUCUAAUGAAAAUAAUAUAGAUCAUCAAAUAUCUGGUUCAAAAUUAGUUAAUUAUUUAAUGAUCACUGAAAAUAAAACUGAUCGUAAUUUAAUAUGUGGUUUAUGGCAAUUAUUAUUAGAUGAAAAUGCAAUUGAACCAAUUCUAUCAUUAAAUAAUAAUAAUGAUAAAUCAGUGAAUUCAAUUGAAUUUUAUGAUCGUGAUGAUGUUUUUUAUAUAUGUAAAUGUAUUAAAAAUAAACGUUUAUCUAUUGAUGAAGCAUUAAUAAUUAAUGAAAUUUCAUUAAAUAAUAAUCAAUCAAAUCUAGAACAAAAUCAUGAUCUAUUAAAAUUGAUUAAUAAUACAUCCAAUGAUCCAAUGACACAAAUCGAUUUACAUAAUAAUAAUAUAUCCAAUGAAAAAUCUAAUCAAUAUAUCAAUAUAAUUAAUGAUCAUAAUCAUGAAAUAGAUGGUUAUCAUAUAUUAAUUGAUAAAUUAUAUCGUCUUUCACCUGAAGCAUUAUUUCGUAAAAUAUUACAAAAAUUACCAUCGAAUAGAACUGAAAAUGAAUUACAAUAUGUAUAUCAAGAAUUAUUAUUAGUACCAGCAUUAUCAUCAUUUUCUAUAUCGGUUAAACAAGAAUUAUGUAAAUGUUUAUAUUAUGAAGUACAUGAAAAUGCAUUAGAUAUUGUAUUUUAUCAAGGUGAUCCAGGUAUAUCAUGGUAUAUUAUAUAUCAUGGUAGUGUAUGGGUUCAUAUUAAUAAUCAAGGUUAUAUAUGCCUUCUUAAUGAAGGUGAUGAUUUUGGUAAAUUAUCAUUAAUUACAGAUAAACCAAGAGCGGCUAGUAUAUUAUUAGCUGAAAAUAAUUGUCAUUUUCUUAAAUUAAAUAAAAAUGAUUUUAAUAGAAUUCUAUGCAAUGUUGAAGCUAAUACAGUACAUUUAAAAAAUAAUAAUUCUGAUGUUUUAAUAUUAGAACGGAUACCAGAUAAUAAAUUAUUAAUUCAAUUACAAAAUAAUCAAUUACAUAAUCAUAGUCAUCAUCAAAUUAAUGAUAAUGAUAAUCAAUUAAUCAAUAAAUUGACCGAUCAUAAUUAUUCAAUUAUAGCUGGUACUAUUGAAUAUAUACUUUAUCAUUUAUUAGAAAAUUGUUUAAAUGAAUUAAAUAAUCAAUUACAAUCAAUUAUUAAUAAUCAAUUAUAUCCAUCAUAUUUAUAUCCACAUACACCAUAUAAUAUUGAUCAAACAUGGCAAAUAUUCUUUCUUACAUAUAAAUUAUUUACAACAAAUAAUGAAAUUCUAUUAUUUUUAUAUAAAUAUUUAGGUUGUAAUAAACCAUUGGAAUCCAUACAUGAAACUAACGACAAUAAUAGUAAUGAUAGUAGUAAUAAUAAGGACAUUCAUGAUUAUGAUCAACAAUGGGAAUUUCCCAAUGAUUUACAAUUUGAUAUCACUAAAGUAUGUCGUGUUACUAUAUUAUUUUAUAUAUGGCGUUAUUGUCUUGGUUUAUUUAUAUUUGCUAAUCAAAUAGAAGUGAAUCAAUUUAUAAUGAAUUUAAAAAUAGCACUAAAUAAUAUGAAUAUGAUAGAAACAAGAAAUCAUCCUAAUAAAAUCGAUUUAUUACAUGAUCCAUUAGAUAAUCAACAACAACAACAACAAUCAUCAUCACCACCACCACAACAACAACAAGCAGGUCAUCCAUUAUAUUUAAUUUGUUUAAAUAAACUUAUUAAAAAGAAUGAAAAAUUAAUGAAUAUCAAACCAAUGAUUGUAAAACAACAUAAUAUAUCAUCGAAUUUUUUACAUUUCCCGCAUAAUUUUUUACGUACUUUACCAUUUGUUUGCAAUACUACUACUACUACUACUACUAAUAAUAAUAAUAAUAAUAGUAAACGCGGAAUGAUUAAAAUGAAUAAAACUCAGUUAGCAACCAGUAGUGAACAUGGUGAUUCAUCAGUAACUGCUACUACUACUACUACCAGUACUACUAGUACUACUGCUAAUUAUGUAAAAUCAUUAGAUAAUCAAGAUACCACUAUUGUACAUAAUGAACAAUAUAAUCCAGAAAUGAAAUCAAUACCUAAUCUAUUAUUUGAUUUACAUAUUAGCCCAAAUACAUUACCAUUAAUUCAAUCAAUACAUACCGUAACAAUUAAAAUUUAUAUAACUGAAUUAACUAAACAAAUUUAUAUCACUGUACCAAUUGAAGCAAAUGUUUAUGAAAUUAAACAAUUAUUAAUUACUAAUCAAAUGAUUCAAUCAAAUAUUAAUGAAUUAAAAUUAGUUGAAGUAUUCUCUAAAGGUGAUUGGAUUAUUUAUCAAGAUUAUGAAUGUGGUAUUAUGUUUAGUUUAUCAUCAAAUAGUCGAUUAUUUUUAACUAAAGAAAGUCAAAUACAAAAUUUAAUACCAUUAGCUGAACAAUUAAUAGUAACAAUGAAUUUUUUAGAAUUAAAUGAUAUAGAUCGUAUUAAAAAUUUUAAUCAACAUGAUCAUUUAUUAUUAAGAAAGAAUAGAUUAAUGCAAACUUCAAUAAGAUUAUUAGAUGAAUUAACUAUUGAUGAAUUAGCUACAAUAUUAUCUUAUUGUCAUGUACAAUUAGCUAUUUGUAUACAUCCACAAGAAUUAUUAGAUUAUGUUAUUGAUAAUAAUAAUAAUAAUCAUAAUAAAGCAAAUAAACCAUGUUCACAUAUUCGUACCCUUGUGAAACGUUUUAGUUUAUUACAUGCAUGGACAAUAACACAAAUUGUUACAACAUGUAAUUUAACUAAACGUGUUAAUAUCAUUAAAAAAUUAAUUAAAUUAGCUAAUUGUCUUCUAUCAUCACCAUUAUAUGAUUUAUAUAGUUCAUUUGCAAUUAUAUUAGGAUUACAAAAUUCAUCAAUUACACGAUUGACACAUACAUGGGAACGUGUACCUAAUCGUUGGCGUCGUUUAUUCAAUGAUACAUUAUUACCACUUACUGAUCCUUCGAAAAAUCAUAGAACAGCACGUUUAUGGAAUAAUUAUAAUGAAAAUAAUAACUAUAUUAUGCAUAAUAUAAUCAAUUUACCAAGAUUACCAUUUUUACCAUUAAUAUUAAAAGAUUUAAGAUUUGCUGAAGAUGCUAAUCAAACUGAUUAUCAUAAAACAGAUAAUAAUAAUAAUAAUAAUAAUAAUAAUAAUAAUAAUAAUCGAUUAAUUAAUUUUAAUAAAAUGAGACUUAUUUCCACAAGUUUACGUUCAUGGAUUAAUUGUAUAUCUGGUUAUGAAUUAUUACACCCAUAUAAUCAAUUUAUUGAUUUAAAUAAUAAUAAUAAUAAUAAAAUCAAUAAUUCAUUAAUCAAUAAUAUCACAGUACAAAAAUUACUUGAAGUAACUAAUGAAUCAAAAAUAUUUGUAUUAGAACAUUUACAUUGUAUUGAUGAUCCAAAAAUUAUAACACAAUUAUCAUUAAGAUUAGAACCUAAAAAAUAAUCAAUCAAUCAAUCAAAAAUGAAAUAAUCAAUCAAUCAAUCAAUCAAAAAUGGAAUAAUCAAUUAAUAUUUUCCUCUGAUUUGUAAAUAGAUAUAUAUAUAUAUAU
Schistosoma guineensis is the source of this 3823-nucleotide messenger RNA. Lineage: Eukaryota; Metazoa; Platyhelminthes; Trematoda; Strigeidida; Schistosomatidae. The record is from the annotation of a GenBank genome assembly.